Molecule: messenger RNA, 1272 nt
Organism: Rotaria sordida
Lineage: Eukaryota; Metazoa; Rotifera; Eurotatoria; Philodinida; Philodinidae
Source: the annotation of a GenBank genome assembly
AUGAAAGAAAAUAAUAUUCAAUCUGUUUCUACAUUGGAUAAUAAAUAUUAUAAUAAUCAUUCCUCGAUUAAUAAAUCAAGUGAUGCUUUAAUACGUGCUGAAAUAAAUGAAUUUAUUCAACAAGUAAAUUAUCGAUUAAUAAUUAUUGAAUUUUGUAUGGUUUUAUUUGGAGUAUUUGGAAAUGGUCUUGCACUUAUUGUUAUUAAUCGUCGUUCAUUACGGCAUACAUCAUCAAGUGUAUUUAUAACAUAUUUAGCUAUAUUUGAUACAUUAGUUCUUAUCAUUCAUCUUACAGGUUUAAUGACAUUACAUACAAUAAAAUCAUAUAUUUUACAUUGUCUUUUUACUUAUCUAACGGAUUUUGUUACAUUUUGUAGUGUUUGGAUUAUGGUUGUUAUGACAAUAGAACGUUGUAUUGCUGUUCAUUCACCAUUCUUAGCUAAACGUUUUUGUACAAUACAACGUGCACGCCGUUCAAUGUAUAUACUUAUAUUUACUGCAUUGACUUUCUUUUCUUUAACACUUCCAUUUAUAUAUACACUAAAUAAAACACAAAACAAAUGUGUUGUUCGUAAACAAUAUCAAAUAUUAAUAAGAAUUAUAAAACCAACUGUAUUCUAUUUUAUACCUGAUCUUAUAUUAUUAGUUAAUUUAUUUAUUAUUUAUGAAUUAUUUAUGGCUAGACGACAACGAACACAACAAUUAAUCAAUCCAGAAAAUGCUAUACAUCAAAUAAAUGCAACUUCAUUCAAUAGAAAACAACAACAAUUAACUCUGAUGCUUGUUACAGUUUCAUUAAGUUUUUAUUUAUUUACAACACCAGCUAUUGUUGAUUAUAUACUUCAGAGAAAUCCACCAAAGUAUCGAGAUGUUCGACGACUUAAAAUGCGUUUUUUAAGAAGUAAUUUAACUGUUCUUUGGCUUCAAAUGAGUUCAGCAACUAAUUUUUUAUUUUAUUAUAUGGCUGGUUCAAAAUUUCGUGCAGCUUGUUUACAAACAUUUACUGAUGUUUAUGAUUAUAUACGAGCAAAAUUUGAUGAUAAUUAUCAACGACAACGAAGUUCAAGUUAUGCUCAAACAAAUUCAACAUUUGGUAUAGAAAUGCGUAAUGAAAUUCAAUAUGAUCGUCGAGAUAAAUUUCGAUCUAAUUCUAUACACCAAACUUGUCAUUUAAAUAAUUCAUCAAAACGAUCAAGUAAUGAUACAGUUAUGAGUUCUCAUUUAAAUAGCAGACGAACAUCAAAAUGUGUAUUGCAUAUGCAAGAACUUUAA